AAGUCACGUGACGCGGUCAUCCGCUUGCCCGACCGCUCUCUUUCAUGUUGACACCUCCGCGUCGCAUUGUGUAUUCGCCUAGGCUCCCGAUCUCACUCUCGCACCGUCGCCUAGCUCUCACUGCUCACUUUCACUUUCACUCGCACCCGCCCACUGCUCACUCGCCUACGCCGAGCGAGCCUCCACUGCCAUAAGUGCCUGUGGCGUGCGCACAGACCCGAUCGGUCCGCCGCAAACAGAGGUACAGAGGGCGGCGCCGAGUGAUCGGGCUCGCACUCUCGUUCCAUUGCCCACUUUGAGCAGCACAAGUAGCUCUUCACUCGCCACCGUCUUCUCUACUCACUUCGCCAUGAUCCGCCGCGACGACGAAGGCAAUCUUUGCGACGCGGGCAGUCACUACGACGCAGGCAGUCACCACACAGACAGUAACCACGUAGGCCCCGCCUCAGCCCCCGCCCCCGCGCCCGCGCUCGACGUCACCUCCUUCCCCCACAUCCUGGACCGCAUCGUGCUCUUCGCGCCCCACGCGGCCCUCGUCGCGCUGUCCCAAACAAGCCGCGCACUGCGCGACCACACGCGCCCCCUGCUAUUCGAGCAUGUCCGCCUCUGCGACCACCUCCCCUUCCGCUCAAAGCUGCACCUUACGACGGCCUCGCGUCCCCGCAUCCGCCUCGCGACACUCCCUGGCGCGUCCCCCGCCGAGCUCGCGCACACCCACACGCUCGACAUGGACUUGCAUCCGACAUGCGAUUCCGCAGUGCACUUUCCGCGCCUCGCGGUGCUGCGGCGCGCCCCGCGCUCCGCCAUGUGCCGGUACGUGGAGCAGACGCCGGCCGCGCACACGGUGGUGGACACGGUGCUUUUACUGGGCAGUGAUUACGAGGGGCGCGGCGGUUUGCACACCGUCACCUACCUCCCGCCGUACUGGACGGAGCACCACGUCGUCCACAUUACGUGGGACGCGCGCGCGGACGUCCGCAUAAAAUUCGACGACCCGCCGGGGGGCGUGCGCCGCACCAUCGUUCUCCAUCCGUCGGGCGGGACGCUGCGUCUCGCGGAUAUCCAGCGCGCCACGGUCGUCGGUGUAGAGCGCGGGGGUGCGAGGGUGGAGGGGCGCGAGCUGCAGUUCGAGACGUACGAGGCGUGGCGCGCGGGCGAGGGGCGCAUGCUCACGGCGUGGGAGUCGUAGGACAAGGCGGCGCGCGUGCUGCCGUACUAUCUGCCAGCUAUGAAUUUACAGUUCACGGGGUUGGAUGCGUUGUCCGUGUGUCUACGGUUAGCGGCCACUGCAGGAGUGGUCUUAUGAUGCGGGACUGGGGCAGGGUGACUUGUCAUAGUUGGUUAGUGAGGCCGCGCUGUGAUC
Molecule: messenger RNA, 1363 nt
Organism: Cutaneotrichosporon oleaginosum
Lineage: Eukaryota; Fungi; Basidiomycota; Tremellomycetes; Trichosporonales; Trichosporonaceae
Source: RefSeq, a predicted model, not a curated record